Aspergillus fumigatus Af293 is the source of this 1635-nucleotide messenger RNA. The record is from RefSeq and is a predicted model, not a curated record. NCBI's taxonomy places the organism in Eukaryota, Fungi, Ascomycota, Eurotiomycetes, Eurotiales, Aspergillaceae.
AUGGAUAGUCUCUUUCCUUACAUGUUGAGGCGUAAGAUGACCAUGCUUGUAUGCACUACACUCACCGAUGAGUACGAGCUUGAUUUGGGAGCAAAGACUCAGCCGCCAGUGAACAUCGAGGAUCUCCUCUACAGUACUUAUCAUCUCGUGGCUUUCUGCAAAGUGCGAUUUGCCACAGUACGAUGUCGACAACAGCUUAGCACACUGCGAAAGAUGAUGACUUCGACAUCUGCUCGUCCUGGAACGCUCGUCUUGUCUUCCGGGUACAUGAGAAGCCCCGACGCGCUGAAGUGGAAAGAUAUCGAACUCUAUAUGGUGAAGCACCCGGAAGAUCCAAAUUGUCAGAUGCUUCUCAUGCGAGUCAGGCAUAGGUUAAAUAAGGGCAAGAGAAAUAAGGGUGUCGCACCUGUCUUCACGUACACCGAGCGGAAUGAUAACCUUGGCCUUUGCGUUAUCCAGGACAUACUGGAAUAUGCUAUUCUUGACGAUGCUUUUGCUAGUCAGCGUAUCAAAAGGCCUCGAGAUAUCUGGCUCUAUACCCAUGUUCCCGACCAUCGACUCAGCACCCCCAUCCACUUCAAAGAGAGUGUGAAGGAAAUUCCGAUAUUCCGCCGUGCUGUGAAGGAUUCCGAGGGACACUGGAUCACUCAUCCCACGCUAGCGUUGCAGUACGAUCGAGCGCAGGAAUAUGAGAUUGCCACCAGCAGGUCGGCAGGUUUCAAGAAUCCCGGGUCUCUUUACAAAUAUCGGAAAGGAGCUGCGAGACAUCUCGACGAACACUCCCGUAAUGUCAUUAUGGGUCAUAAGAGAAGUGGUACCUUCGCCUACUACGUACAGGUCCAGGAUGACACCCAAUCGGCCUUUAUGGAGACUCCCGCACGGGAUGCUUUAAUUAAGCUCGCUACCCAUUCAAGUUUGACUCGCGAUGCGUCCGCGCCGCAAGAUCUCAGUGAUCAGCGAAAGCAAGAGCUUGAGAAGGACCCGGCGCUCAUCAGUCUGAAGGGCAAGCGCGACAUGCUUCGGGCUGAGUUGAUCGCACUACACCACCAGUUGCGCAACGGUCGCGGCACAGAUCUAUACAGGGAGUUUCAAAGAGCUAGCAACAAAGUCAGAUCGGAAAGAAAGAAACUGUACAGGGCCGCCAAGAACCAGGAGCACACAGAGUUUUUUGAGAACGUCGGAAAUCACAUUAUCGAGCAAAAUUACCAGGGUAACCCGAUAAGUUUUGAGCCAGACGUCUCCCAUGUUGUGCCGGAGAGAAAGGCUCUUGCGGACCUUGAGUUUAAGAACAGAGAUGUGGACAAGAUCAACGACGCAGAACUGGUGGAGGACCGGAUCCGUUCCCUGGAGUUGCGCCUGGCUCUCCAUAAUCUCGACGUACCAAGAGCACUGCAGAGAAGGGUCCGUUUCGACGGACCUUCAGUUGACGUGAUCGCUGAGUUUCCUGCUUCGCCAAAGAGUGAGACUGGACUUGAAUGCCCUGGUCUGGAUGCGCUCGACUCUGAUCAUGCACUUCAGGAACUGCUCGGUGCGUUCCUGGUACGCAACUACGUGAUUGUCAAGCGGGCCGAGGCCAAGAACCUGGCUGCUAUGGGGCGCUACGAGCGGAGGAAGUGGCUGGUAGAGCGGCAUUAA